AUGGCCGAGCUCUUGGCCCUACUCAGGGGCCCGAAUCGUGCAUUUUCAAGCUCCACCCCGCCUCUUGCACACUGGUCAAUGGUCGACCCUGCUCUUUGGGUCCCGCCAACCCAUGCACAAAUAAGCAACAUCGCGACUGCCCCAGCACCAACUGUCAUUCUGGCCCCCAUUCCUCCCCCGAUGCACGUUCUAGCGAUCCACCCAGUCGACAUCCUCCAGCCGUCGUCCACUAUUCCAGCAAUCGUCCCGCUUCUACCAAUGACGAUUCCAACGCCGGACCCGGCUAUAUUUGCACCGCCUCCCAUGUCUGUGCCGGCCCCGGCCAUAAUCUACACGAUUCCUCCGCCGAUGGCCUUCCUGGCAUCGAGCGCCCCUGCUCCUGCUCAAACUACAGAGCAUUUCUCAUUCCUCACUCUACAACCCCACAUCAGCCUCCACUACCAAGUUCCACCACCUAAUAACAUUCAUUUUCCCUGA
This is a messenger RNA of Punica granatum (pomegranate), 477 nucleotides long. NCBI's taxonomy places the organism in Eukaryota, Viridiplantae, Streptophyta, Magnoliopsida, Myrtales, Lythraceae. The record is from RefSeq and is a predicted model, not a curated record.